Schistosoma mattheei is the source of this 339-nucleotide messenger RNA. The record is from the annotation of a GenBank genome assembly. Lineage: Eukaryota; Metazoa; Platyhelminthes; Trematoda; Strigeidida; Schistosomatidae.
AUGGAACCAAAUACAUUUAUAUGGGAUACAUGUGGACCACAUACAAUCAUUAAUUCAUUAGGUGGUGGUAUUAUUCAAUUAAAAUAUGCAUUAAAUUCUAUUAAAUUAUUAUUAUUACAAAAACAAUUAUCAAAUAAUUACAAUCUAAUCAUUCAAUUAAUAAUGAAUGAUUUACAUAAAUAUCAAAUUAAUUACAAUAUUAUAAAAUCAUCAGAAGAGAUUCAAUCACUCAACUCGGUCAAUCUUUCCAAAUGUUGCAAUCGUAAUGGCUUAUUAGCUUAUCGUAAUCCAUUGAUAGCUAGUCAAAUUCUUCUUCAUAUUGCAUUAAAUCAAAAAUAG